Messenger RNA from Cooperia oncophora, 471 nucleotides. NCBI's taxonomy places the organism in Eukaryota, Metazoa, Nematoda, Chromadorea, Rhabditida, Trichostrongylidae. The record is from the annotation of a GenBank genome assembly.
AUGGUUCCCGCACCGGCUCCAGUUCCGUCUUACCGACAUGACUUCGGAAGCCGGCUGGUCCCCAGGCCGCCACACCGUCAAAAUCAUCGACGUUGUGGCCCAUCCCCUCCAGAAGGCUCUAGACUUCACAGUGCAAGCGUUUCGGUGGUCCCACGGUCCCCUGACCGCGCGCUAACCAAGCAUGGCUACACAGUCCACAGCGUCCCCAUGGUCCAGGUGAGAAUCCUGCUCGUAAAGUCCUCCGCUGCGGCGAACCCCAUAUACGAGUUCGUCGCAGGCAUGCGUAUCUUCCCCUCUAUCACAGUCAGGUCUAGGAGUGGAGAGAUUAUUGAAACCAUCUUCUCCAAAGCCCUCGGCACCUCCGACCUGCAAUACCUGCGCGACAUCCCACCCGCAUGGGGCGCUGACAGCUCUUUCCUGUUUUUCACGGCAUGGUUUUCUCCUUCGCUAGGAACCGAACAAAUGACUUGA